Scatophagus argus is the source of this 2521-nucleotide messenger RNA. Its product is annotated as protein mono-ADP-ribosyltransferase PARP12-like. Gene Ontology annotation, molecular function: NAD+ poly-ADP-ribosyltransferase activity; metal ion binding. The coding region runs from base 68 to 1972 and encodes 634 amino acids. NCBI's taxonomy places the organism in Eukaryota, Metazoa, Chordata, Actinopteri, Scatophagidae. The transcript has 11 exons. The record is from RefSeq and is a predicted model, not a curated record.
UUUUAAUUUCUCUGUGCACAGAUCUGCUCAACGGUGUAGAUUAGGCUCCGGUUAAACGCAUUUCAGGAUGGCCACAGUCAAUCAUAAUGCACUCAGCCCGGAUAGUCUAAUAGUGGCUAAAACCAGUCUGCGGCUCUGUCAGAAAAAACCCAGAGAGUGUCCACAGUGCGAUGGGUUACACCUGUGCAAGUAUUUCGUAUGCGGGGACUGUACGUUCGGACACAAGUGUAAAAAUCCCCAUAGUGUGGCUUCUACACACAAUGCAGAGCUUUUGAGGAGACAUGGUCUUCAAGAUUUGACAGAGAAGCAGUUGUUCCAGCUCUUACUGCAGAAUGAUCCUUACCUGCUUCCUGAGAUUUGUCCACAUUAUAACAAGGGCGAUGGCUGCAAGUUCACGACCUCCUGCAACAAACUUCACGUCUGCCAGCAUUACCUCCAGGGCGACUGUAAGUUUGGCUCUUCCUGCAAGAGAACCCACCAUUUCAAUGCCCAUGGAAUGAAGAUCUUCCGAGGAUUCAGUCAGGAGAAUAUUGAAAAUCUUCAUGAGAUCUACAGAAAUAAAUUCAUCAUUGUGGAACAGCAGGAGAGAGGAGCCACUGCUGGUCCUGUGCUGCCAGAGGCGAGAAUCCCCUCUCAGCAGUCUUCCCACAGCAGACCUGCAUGCCUCACGAGUUCUUCUCCAUCGAAAGCCAUGAGUGAUGCUGACAGGAAUGAAAUCUGCCUCUUCUUUAUUCGCAGACACUGCAGCUUCAAAGAGAAGUGUGCCCGUGUCCAUUGGCACCUGCCUUACAGAUGGCAGGUGUUAGACAGCGAUGGUGUGACCUGGAAGGACCUGCCUAACAUGGAGGACAUUGAAAAGGCCUACUGUGAUCCAGAACAUGACAAAGACUGCAUGGCAACAAUAGGGACUCCCGGAUUUCUGUCUAUUCAAAGCUCUUCACCCUCCCUUGUGCAGUCAGUUGACUUCAUGGCGAUGACAUUUAGAGGUUCUCCAGUUAGUCGCCUGUCCACUGCCUCGUCUGUCUCGAAGCCCCCCCACUUCAUUCUUACAACAGAGUGGCUUUGGUACUGGAAGGAUGACAGUGGGAAAUGGCUGGAGUUUGGAAAGAGCGAUGGUGACACACCAGCCUCUAUUACAUCUCAAACUCUGGAGAACGUCUACCUGGCAGACAGAGAUACAGAGAUUCCUUUUGGUGCUGGCAAACAGCAGUAUAUUCUCUACUUCAAAGGUGCACCAGGAACCCAACAGAUGUAUCAGCAGAACGUAAAGUACAAAACCAAGAGAGAGGUCAGAAGGAGGCCUCGCUUUGUGUCUGCUCAUGACGUGGAGGUGAAGCUGAAGAGUGCAUCACCUCACAACUCCAGCUCCUCCACCGAUGAAAGUUUCCCAUCCUACUGGGACAAAAAGGCCCUACCAGAUGUUGGAUACAAGCUCAUUACUCUCUCCAAAUCUGCAAAGGAGUUUGAAAGGAUUGAGAUGUUGUUUAAGCACACCAUGACCAAGAGUAGUAUUAACAGCAUCCAGAGGAUCCAGAAUCCCUCUCUGUGGACAGUCUUUCAGUGGCAGAAAGGGCAGAUGAAGAAGAGGAAUGGAGGGAGUGCUGUGAAUGAGCAGUACUUGUUCCACGGGACAGAUGAGUCCCUGGUUGAGGCCAUCUGUGACCAGAACUUUGACUGGAGGGUAUGUGGCGUCCACGGCACAGCCUAUGGCAAAGGAAGCUACUUUGCCAGAGAUGCAUCCUACUCAGACAGAUAUUCCAGAAACAAAAUAAGCCUGAAGAAGACCAUGUUUGUUGCUCUGGUCCUGGUGGGGGAGUACACCAGGGGAAGCAGGAGCUACGUCCGUCCCCCGGCAAAAGAAGACGGCAAAACCUUCUACGACAGUUGCGUUGACCACAAGAGCAACCCUGGCAUCUAUGUUGUCUUUGAAAAACAACAGAUUUAUCCAGAGUAUCUUAUCAACUACUCAUAAGUCACAAUUCUGUCGUUUCUAUAUUUGAGGAUGUUUUUACUUUGGAAUCUAGUGGCUUUGUGGGGUUUCACAGUGAUAGAGAAUGCAGUCAGUUCCUUUACUUCAGUGAGAUAUUGAAUAUAGGGCUUUUUAUUGUAUUUUUACAGCAUGGAUUUUUCACUUAUGCUUCAGUAAGGGUAUAUAUUAAAUUGCUGGAUUAUUAAAUGGUUAUGAAACAUUUUAAAGAAGCAAAUCUUUGAGGUGGUGGUAGUGUGAACUUAUACACUUUUGGGCAGUUUGAGUUGAUACGUUACAAUAUUAUCCUCUGAAGUGUAGUGGAUUAUAGGUAUGAAGUAGAAAAAAUGGGAAAACUUUUUCUGUGUAGUCAUUACCUGUAUACCAACAGAAAACAAUGCUUUUUUUUGGCCAGUAAUCUGUCAAAGAAUGUCUGUCAAAGGUCAUUCAUUAAAGUUCAAAUGAAGGGGUACUGUGGGCAACAAAUCAUCUUGUUCAGUUUUGGAAUGAAAUUCACUGAUUGUUAUGUAAUAAACACAAACUGUCAUUAAAGUA